GUAAGGAAUGAGGGGUCUGAAUUGUAAACCUGCAUGUCCGUCGCUUCAGGGAAGCGUGGGGUAUUCUAGCAUGGGAUUUACUAUAUAAAAGGCGACCUAUGGUCCAUCCAUACCCAGCCUUAACAGUUUGCCAACCCAAAACCUAUUCAUACUCCAGUGUACCGGACAAAAUUACUUCACUCUUGUGCAUACAUCCUCGUUCUUCAUCAAAUCAACAAUCAGGAUGGCAUCACUUCCAAAGACGUACAAGGCCGCAGUGGUUGAGUCCAAGAGCGCGCCGCUGAAGAUUAUCGACAAAGAGCUGAAGCAACCUGGCCCCGGCCUCAUCCUCGUCAAGGUCUUGGCAUGCGGUGUAUGCCACUCGGACGUGGGCAUGCAAGAGGGCGGGUUUGGCGACAGCGUCUUCCCCCGAAUUCCAGGUCACGAGAUUGUCGGCGAUGUGGUGGCCGUUGGAGAGGGCGUAAGCAGGUUCUCUGGCGGAGAGCGAGUUGGAGGGGCCUGGCACGGAGGUCAUGAUGGGACGUGCCGGCAAUGCCAGAAAGGCUUUUUCCAGACAUGCGAUAACGGGACGGUCAACGGUGUGUUCCGCGACGGCGGGUAUGCGCAGUACGUGCUGCUCCGCUCCGAAGCCGCGGUGCGGGUACCCAAGGACGUCGACCCGGCCGAGACGGCGCCGCUACUGUGUGCCGGAGUGACCGUCUUCAACAGCAUCCGCAAGAUGCAGAUUGAGCAGGGCAACAUGGUCGCUGUCCAGGGUCUCGGCGGCCUCGGUCAUCUCGCCGUGCAGUACGCCAGCCGCAUGGGCUACAAGACGGUCGUGAUUAGCUCGGGUGCCUCGAAGAAGGACUUCGCGAUGAAGCUGGGCGCGCACGUGUAUAUCGAUUCGAGCUCGUCAGACCCCGUCAAGGAGCUCAAGAAGCUCGGCGGCGCAUCGUUGAUCAUCGCGACGGCGCCCAACCCCAAAAUCAUCUCGCCGCUUACGGAAGGCCUGCACGCUGGCGGCAAGCUCUGCGUGCUCGCUCCGGUUGGAAAGCUCGAGGUCGACACCGUCGACCUAAUCGUAGGCGGCAAGUCGGUUUGUGGCUGGCCCAGUGGAGAUCAAUUUGACUCGGAGGAGGCGAUCGAUUUUGCGGUCACGCACGGCAUCAAGUGCAUGAUCGAGCGAUUUUCGCUGGAAGACGCGAAGGAAGCAUCAGAGCACAUGUUGUCUGGCAAGGUCCGCUUCCGCAGCGUGUUGGUUAUGGAAUAGGCCACAUGACGAGAACGAAAGCCUUUUUUGCUGUAUUAAUAGGAAAAUAUGACAACGACAAUGAUGGUGAUACCCGAAUGAGAGAGUGGCAAAGAAACCAUCAUAUCAAUCUUGUGGUAAUGAAAUUGAGUGGAGAAACGGUCCCCACCGCUCCUGACUAGUAGCGCAAGGCAGAUUCUUACUUGACACGCGAUGAGAGAGAAAACCUAACACAGUUCAUCAAAAA
Molecule: messenger RNA, 1475 nt
Organism: Colletotrichum navitas
Lineage: Eukaryota; Fungi; Ascomycota; Sordariomycetes; Glomerellales; Glomerellaceae
Product: alcohol dehydrogenase GroES-like domain-containing protein
Exons: 2
Coding region: 224-1249 (341 amino acids)
Cellular component (GO): cytoplasm
Molecular function (GO): alcohol dehydrogenase (NAD+) activity; zinc ion binding
Source: RefSeq, a predicted model, not a curated record